This is a messenger RNA of Salvia splendens (bonfire salvia), 582 nucleotides long. RefSeq lists its product as uncharacterized. The record is from RefSeq and is a predicted model, not a curated record. Lineage: Eukaryota; Viridiplantae; Streptophyta; Magnoliopsida; Lamiales; Lamiaceae. The transcript has a single exon. Bases 1 to 582 code for a protein of 193 amino acids.
AUGCACUGGGAGUGGAAGAAUUGUCAGGCAGUGUGGAGAGGCCAAUUCACUAGUGGGUACAAGGGUACCCACCCGACAAUGAUCCUUGAAGCCAUCGUUGACCACCGUCUUUGGAUCUGGCAUGCUCACUUUGGCGUGGCGGGGUCAAACAAUGACAUCAACGUGCUGAACACGUCGAGUCUCUUCACCGAGCAAUGCAAUGGCAACAGUCUGGUUAUCGAGUUCACUGCCAAUGGACGACAGCAUCAUAUGGGGUACUACUUAGCCGAUGGCAUACACCCGAGAUGGCCAGUCUUCUUGAAGACGAUCUCCUAUCCAACGGAUGAGAGGAGAGCCUUUUUUGCACAGCGGCAAGAGUCUGGACGGAAGGAGGUGAAGCGAGGAUUUGAUGUGCUUCAAGCGUGUUGGGCAAUAGUGAAAGGUCCGGCUCGUUCCUGGUACAUGUAUCAUAUCGUCAAUGUCAUGUACGCGUGCAUCAUCUUGCACAACAUGAUUAUUCACGAUGAAGGUCCAAGAGCUAGCGAUUGGUCUGAUGAUGAAGCCGAAUCGAGCGCAGGUCAUGCAACACCGCAUGUCGAUUGA